AUGGCGCAGACCAAAGCACAAGAGAGCGAAGACAGCAAGCCUGAGGGAGACCAUAAGAGGCGUCCGUCGCCAGAACAGAGCCCACCCGAGAAACGCAGACGGAAAACGAAUGAUUCUGACCAGGGAGCGAAUGGGGCCCGGAAGGGGAUGGAGGAACCCAACGGUGCGCAGAGAAUAGGCGGCGGUGGAGAGAAGGCGUUUGUGUGGCGGGAAGAAGUUGAAGACUCGCAAGCCGGGGAUUUGGCUGAAGACCCGCCAGCAACAUCAUCAGGAUCAGGACCUUCGAAAGAGAUGAGGAUCCAAGAUGUUCGACGGGAGAUAUCCGACAAGUCUGGGGCACUUGCUCCCGUCGGCCUCAGCGACUACCUCGAGGGAGACCUCCACAUCGACCAGUUACAACAUUCUGGUGUCCACGCCACGGAAGUGCAGGAAGACGAGCAGACCAUUGGCCUGUCUCCGCCAAGCACCCCGCCGCCUUUUCAAUGGCAUGGGGACAGUCUGAUGCCAGGAUCUCCGGGGACGAAGAGCAACAAAGGACGUGGGCAGCACUUGAACAUCCAGCUGUCAGACUACUACUGGAGAGGUGGUAGUGGCCAGCCAGAGCAGUAG
Molecule: messenger RNA, 609 nt
Organism: Diplodia corticola
Lineage: Eukaryota; Fungi; Ascomycota; Dothideomycetes; Botryosphaeriales; Botryosphaeriaceae
Exons: 2
Coding region: 1-609 (202 amino acids)
Source: RefSeq, a predicted model, not a curated record